GCAAGAUGCCACGCGAGAGGACCGUGCGGCUGCAGUACGGGAGCCGCGUGGAGGCGGUGUAUGUGCUGGGCACGCCACUCUGGACGGAUGUCUACAGCGCAGCCCCGGCUGGAGCAAGCACCUUCAGCCUGAAGCACUCGGAGGGCGUGCAGGUAGAGGUGGUCCGCGAUGGGGAGGCUGAGGAGGUUGUCACCAACGGCAAGCAGCGCUGGUCCCUCUCACCCAGCACCACGCUGCGGCUCACCAUGAGUCAAGCAAGCACCGAGGCCAGCAGCGACAAGGUCACUGUCAACUACUAUGAAGAGGAGGGGACUGCUCCCAUUGACCAGGCUGGCCUCUUCCUCACAGCCAUUGAGAUCUCCCUGGACGUGGAUGCAGACCGGGACGGCGUGGUGGAGAAGAACAAUCCGAAGAAGGCAUCCUGGACCUGGGGUCCUGAGGGCCAAGGGGCCAUCUUGCUGGUGAACUGUGACCGAGACACACCCUGGCUGCCCAAGGAGGACUGCAGUGAUGAGAAGGUCUACAGCAAGCAAGACCUCAAGGACAUGUCUCAGAUGAUCCUGCGGACCAAGGGCCCAGACCGCCUGCCCGCCGGCUAUGAGAUGGUCCUCUAUAUUUCCAUGUCGGACUCAGACAAAGUGGGCGUGUUCUACGUGGAGAAUCCAUUCUUCGGGCAGCGUUACAUCCAUAUCCUGGGCCGGCAGAAGCUCUACCACGUGGUCAAGUACACAGGCGGCUCCGCCGAGCUGCUGUUCUUUGUGGAGGGCCUCUGUUUCCCCGACGAGAGCUUCUCGGGCCUGGUCUCCAUCCAUGUGAGCCUGCUGGAGUACAUGGCUGAGGGGAUUCCUCUGACACCCAUCUUCACGGACACCGUGAUAUUCCGGAUUGCACCUUGGAUCAUGACCCCCAACAUCCUGCCCCCCGUGUCGGUGUUUGUGUGCUGCAUGAAAGACAACUACCUAUUCCUGAAAGAAGUGAAGAACCUGGUGGAGAAAACCAACUGCGAACUGAAGGUCUGCUUCCAGUAUAUGAACCGCGGCGACCGCUGGAUCCAGGAUGAAAUCGAGUUUGGCUACAUCGAGGCCCCGCACAAAGGCUUCCCGGUGGUGUUGGACUCCCCGCGUGACGGGAACCUGAAAGACUUCCCCAUUAAGCAGCUCCUGGGUCCAGAUUUUGGCUACGUGACCCGGGAGCCCCUCUUCGAGACUGUCACCAGCCUUGAUUCCUUCGGGAACCUGGAAGUCAGUCCCCCCGUGACCGUGAACGGCAAGACUUAUCCCCUUGGCCGGAUCCUUGUUGGGAGCAGUUUCCCUCUGUCUGGCGGUCGGAGGAUGACCAAGGUGGUCCUUGACUUCCUGAGGGCCCAGCAGGUGCAGGCCCCUGUGGAACUCUACUCAGACUGGCUGACCGUAGGCCAUGUGGACGAGUUCAUGACCUUCGUCCCCAUCCCAGGCACCCAGGAAUUCCGCUUGCUCAUGGCCAGCACCUCAGCCUGCUACAAGCUCUUCCGAGAGAAGCAGAGGGAAGGCCACGGGGAGGCCAUCAUGUUCAAAGGCUUGGGAGGCAUGAGCAGCAAGCGGAUCACAGUCAACAAGAUCUUGUCCAACGAGAGCCUCGUGCAAGAGAACCUGUACUUCCAGCGCUGCCUGGACUGGAACCGGGACAUCCUCAAGAAGGAGCUGGGACUGACGGAGAGGGACAUCAUUGACCUGCCUGCCCUGUUUAAGAUGGAUGAGGACCGCCAGGCCAGGGCCUUCUUCCCCAACAUGGUGAACAUGAUUGUGCUCAACAAGGACCUCGGCAUCCCCAAGCCCUUCGGGCCACAGGUGGAGGAGGAGUGCUUUCUGGAAACACACGUGCGAGGCCUGCUGGAGCCCCUGGGUCUCGCCUGCACCUUCAUCGAUGACAUCUCUGCCUACCACAAGUUUCUGGGGGAGGUGCACUGUGGCACCAACGUCCGCAGGAAGCCCUUCCCCUUCAAGUGGUGGCACAUGGUGCCCUGACCAGCAGAGACCCUGGCGUUCUCUCCUUCCUUGGGGUCUCCAGGCCUCUGGUGCCCCCAAAUCUUUCCCCUGCCUGACCCAGACUGGUGGUCUCACCAGGAGACCUUCAGGAAGUGGGUGGGAUUUGGAGUACCUGUACCUUGUCCUCCCUGGGAAGGGCCUGGUGGGGGGGGUCCACUGAAGCCAUCCCCAGUGAGCCCAGCUAUUCCCCCUGAAAACAGCUGGGCACAUGGCCAGUGUCUGCAGAGCCCUGACAUGAGAAACCAAACCAUCCGCAGAAGUCAUGUAGUCAAACUGUUCCCCAAGAAUUCUUAGUCCAUACUCCAGAUCAGAAUGAGGUCGAAAGGGAAGGAGGUUCUGAGCUUGCUGGCUCUUCCAAAAGCUGUGCUCUGAAGGUCAAAGUAGAACGUGUGAUCAGGGGACCCUUAGGCUCUGGUACACUUUGAUGGUAUAUUCAUCAUGUCAAACUCACCCACCUGAGGCCUCCACAUGGCAGCCUCCAAUCAUUCCUUCCUUCCCCUACCUUGUGGCUGCUUUCUGCAGUGCAUACCCCAACUCCCUGCAUCCCGACUCCCCACAUCCCAAGGGUCCAAUCAUUCAGCUCGCAACCUUCCCCGGAACAGAUCUUAUCAGAGUGGAAGUCUCUACUCGAUAUGGAGAUGUGGGCACAGGCUGUUUCCACGUACACAGCUCUCUCCCUACACAACAUCACUGACCACAGUUCAGUAUGUAAAGAUGCCCCUUUCAACGCACCUGUCUUCUCUUUCCUGGCCCUCAUUUCUCUGGUCAGCCCCUCCUUCCCACCACCCCCACUCCCUUCCUUUCCUGCGCCACCCUUCCAGGCAGCCAGAUGGGAGCUUCACUGCCACCUGCCACAUUCAUACCACCCCAGGGCAUGAGAAGACCUGUCCUUCCUCCAGGACAAUGACCCUGUGCCCAAGGAUGCUGGCCUGGCUGCCAGUUCCCAUCCAGCUACUGCCUUGGAAGUGGAAUUCCCUGGUGCAUUUCCAAAACCUCUCCCGUCCAUAACCAGACCCAUCCCCUGCCUCCAGCGGAAGCGACUCAAUUAGGAAAAACCGCUUUAGGGAAUGAUGAUUCCACUUUGAAGGUUUGAAAAAUCCCAUUUUAUAACCAAUAAAAGGGUUGCACAUUUGCAUCUUAGGGGAACAGGACUGUCAUUUUGGAUUGUUUUAUUCAGCCGCAGUAUUGGGCUCUGAGAACAUACUAACUGGCCAUGGAUUCAGUUGUCCCCAACUAGCAGAGCCUAUAUUUAAAAGGCCAACUUUUGUCAUUUUUGUGAUAUGCUCCUUAGAAAUGCUCAAGGCGUAAGCCAGUCUUGAUGAAAUGGGUUGGGGGGACUCAUGUCAACAGACCUCUCCCUUUCCAUUCACCUGGGCAACACCACUGAUCAGAUCAGGGCCCAGAACCUCAGAAGCUACUGUCCCCCAUCUGGGUACAGUGACUCCCACCCCUGAGAUCCCACGUCCCCAUCUCUCUCCAGCCCAUUUGCUAAAAACACAAGUACCUCUCUGAGGGUGUUUAGAUAGGGACUUUGUCCUGUGUGAGUUUGUUUAAUGUGGGUUUGUUUUUUAUUUUUAUCUAAUCUACAUAAGAGGAAGUAAGUGCCUCCCACGUGGAGACAGUGUGUCUUUGCAGAUGGUCCCAAAACUCUCCCCGCCAUGAGGCAGUCAUUUCUAAAGUCUCUGGAGGCCCCAGGACUCAGGCACCAUCUGUCCCAUCUCACUAGCGCACUCAGCGCGGAUGCACCCUGCGGGCUCGGCACUCAUCGCACCUCCACUUUCUAUAAGUGUGGAUCGAGAUAGGCUGCUGGGUUGCAAAAGCCAGCCAGGUUCCUGUUUCAGUCUCGAUUUUGAAAUAGUCAGUGAGGGGCAGGGGCGCAAGGAAGAUGCAAGGAGCUGGCUGGGCAGUUUCAUGUUUCUGGAAAAGACGCGAUGGCGAUCAUAAGGUGUGUCAGGAAGAGCCUGACUAAACAAUAAAACGAACUGUCCAAGGGGA
This is a messenger RNA of Jaculus jaculus (lesser Egyptian jerboa), 4019 nucleotides long. RefSeq names its product peptidyl arginine deiminase 2 (gene Padi2). Gene Ontology annotation, molecular function: protein-arginine deiminase activity; calcium ion binding. The transcript is spliced from 16 exons. The record is from RefSeq and is a predicted model, not a curated record. The coding region runs from base 6 to 2003 and encodes 665 amino acids. NCBI's taxonomy places the organism in Eukaryota, Metazoa, Chordata, Mammalia, Rodentia, Dipodidae. Gene Ontology annotation, cellular component: cytoplasm.